This is a messenger RNA of Suillus fuscotomentosus, 1935 nucleotides long. RefSeq lists its product as uncharacterized. Lineage: Eukaryota; Fungi; Basidiomycota; Agaricomycetes; Boletales; Suillaceae. The coding region runs from base 1 to 1935 and encodes 644 amino acids. The record is from RefSeq and is a predicted model, not a curated record. The transcript is spliced from 11 exons.
AUGCACCCUACAUAUAUGUAUGUCCCUGAGUGCAAGGAGGUCCUCCGGCUGGUACAACUUGCGCACGAGGAGCACCCGUUUUCAGGGUUCUCGGGCAAAUCCUUCAAGACCAUUGGGUAUUUGGCUAUCCACAAAGACAUAUACCCGAUAUACGUGGAUGAAACCUACAGGAAGGUCAAGCCGUGGCUGGCAGUAAUAAAAAAUAUAGGGACCCUGGGUAUCACCGACAGUGUGGACAUCACCCGUACUCACCCAUUGUUUGAAUCAACGGAUGCUGAUGGAGAAUUCAUCCGGAAGGAGGUAAAGGCCUCCUAUUGUAGGCCGAAUGAACUGGGUGAGCCAAGACCUAUGUGGUUGCUUGCUGAGCUAUCGCAUGCCUCUGUAAAAUUCCACCCGCCAUUAUUUCCAGAUGGGUUCCCACCCCCCGCGCAUCCUGUUCCUGCAGAGAACCUAAUAUCUGCGUGCGAGAUGUCACAUGCUACCCUUUCGACUGCCAAAGUCGAGACACACCCACUGGCUCCUCCUGCACCCAUCUCCAUUAACAUGCCAUUCACACCUCCCAAAUCUCUUGAAAUCCGGUACGCCUCUAGCGAUGUGCAGGGUAUGCAGACCCUCGAUAUGCAGGCCUACGACAUGCCGCCCUUCGAUAUGCAGUCCCUUGAUAUGGAUAUGUCCCUUGUAGAUCCUCUAGACUUGGGUAACCACAUUUUCUGGCCACUACCCUCUGACAUCUCCGCCAGCGGUAUGACACCCCCCCCCAAUUCGGAUAUGGAUUUGUAUCCAGAGCUAGCCUGGAAAGACUCUACUAAUCUAUGGGGGAAUUUGGCCGAGGACGACAAAAAAAGAUACCGAGUUGUGGUGCAAAAGACAAGCUGGGAGCAAGCCUUGAAGCUCACGAAAUGCCUGUUCUUGGGCAGUCUGUGGGUUGGACUCCAUGGAAAUCCAUUCAGGGUUUCAGUAGUGGAAACACGACGCCUCAUUACAAACAGCUUUCUAACCUCUUUACGGAUUGAUGGCAAGAUGUACUCACAGUUUGUCGAACGACCAUUGGUCUUGCAUCAUACCACUAUCGGGUGGUCGGUCAUCCGCACCAGUGUGCGCUCUCCCUCAUCCCUGCUCCAACUCAUCCCUGACUUGUCGGUACAGCUAGUUAAAAUGCUCGACAACGCGAAGGGUGAAUUGCGAAAAGUCCUGAAGGGAGCCAUGACCCACUAUACUGGGUUUUGUGGUAGCUUGCCCUCGCAUAGGAAAGAACAAAUCAUCUAUUUCGUUACGCUUUUCAACUCAAAAGAUCUUCGUGAUAUACAAAACACCAUUGCCCUAUUUAUAGGACUGCAAGCCUUCAGGGAACUGAUCUGGGCAGCGUUGUUUGUCCCGAUUGAAGAGUUGGCGCAUGGCAAAGAAGAUGGUAGGGUAGCAGACCUUUUCACCGAAGAGGUCUGCACAUCAACUGGGUGCUUAGCGCAGGAUACUGUGUGUAAUCUAAUGACACUCGUAUACAAUACGAUGGUCCUUAUCUUGAAAGAACUACGUCGCAAAGAAGCCAAAAAGGAUGAUUAUUGCCCAACGGAUGACCCUAAAUACGAGGCGCAUGAGGUCAUGAAUGGAAUCAUCAUGUCUGUGCUUGGCCCGAUGUAUGAAAACCCGUGCGAGUUUGUUGCCUUCACAAAGGAGGUGACGCACCUGCCCUUCAUCAUGUGUGUGAACGUACUGGGUUUUGACCCGAAGAAACAAAUUCCUCGAAAGGGCACGGUCGGGAAGAAAAGGGUGUUGAGAUCUAUGGAAGAUGUUGUUACCAACAUCAGCCUUUCUCAAUCAUCGUCCAGUGCCGCAUUAGGUGGCCUGCCGAACAAUGGAGGCUUUAGGUGUUACAGGUCGUUCACAGAUAUUUCUUACUCCCUCGACUAUUUCACACCUCAGCCUGCUGUCGAGUAA